Molecule: messenger RNA, 1065 nt
Organism: Baudoinia panamericana UAMH 10762
Lineage: Eukaryota; Fungi; Ascomycota; Dothideomycetes; Mycosphaerellales; Teratosphaeriaceae
Exons: 3
Source: RefSeq, a predicted model, not a curated record
AUGCCGAACGGCUUUUUGAAGAAUACGGCUAUCGCCGUUGUCUGGCCCAUCGACGAGUUCACCGAGGCAGGCUGGACUAAGCAGAAAGUCGAGUCAUGGAUCACUAAGGCCGGUGGUCGCAUGCUUAGCAAAUUCACCAACAAGACCACUCACGUCGUAUGCGACGAGAAGCGAUGGAAGAUGCGUGGCGAAGUCGUUCGAGAAGCCAUCAAAGCUCGCGAAGCCAAUCAGCGACUGCGCAUCGUGAGCUCAGAGUGGCUUGAGAAAACGUUGCGGGACUCAAAGCGCGAGAAGGAGCAAUUCUACAGCUGGGAGAAGAAAGAUCGUGAUGCGAGGGAGGUUCAGAAGAAGGUUGAUCAGGAGAUGAAGAAGAAGGAGGGCGGUGGUGGCAGCGUCAGCAAUCCACAGGCGCACAUCCUGGCUGACGUCUUCAUGGAGCACACCGAACAAUACCUCGAUCCGAAGGAGAAAAGCAAGAUUGAGGCAAUGGCAACGAAGGAUAGAGAGGCGAUACGAAAGAAGUUAGAGGAGGAGGUGCGGACGAAGCAGGAGAAGGAACAUGACGAGAAGCGCAGGAAGACUGAGGAGGAGAAGGCUCUGAUGAAGAGGGGCUCGAAGAAGGCCAAGAACGUGCUGUUCUCUGACAAUCAUCACAUACUCAAAGACUGCACGGGUUUUUCGUACGAGGUCGUACUGACCAAGGUUGACUUCAAGCUCAACCGCAACGAGCGGUGCACGCUGACGAUCUACGAGUCGAACACGCAGCCCGAAACCUACGCUACCAACCUCCACCACGCCGGUACGUUCAGAGUCCCUUCAAUCAACAUCAUCGCCGCAAUCGGCUGCAACUACCAUACCGCCCUCCACGCCUUCAAGAAGAUCUUCCAUGAGAAAACCGGCGUAGAAUGGGACCACCGCAUCGAGUUUGCAGACUUCAAGUUGAAGCAGGAUAAGCGUAACCGUGGACAAAGCACGGGCUCGCCGGCACUGACAGAGCCGACCAACGACCCAGACUUCAACAAGCGGACUUUCUUCUAUCAGCCGCCGGCAUAUGGGACGAAGGGC